Neurospora tetraspora is the source of this 2733-nucleotide messenger RNA. RefSeq names its product Nop14-like protein. The coding region runs from base 1 to 2733 and encodes 910 amino acids. The record is from RefSeq and is a predicted model, not a curated record. Gene Ontology annotation, biological process: maturation of SSU-rRNA. Lineage: Eukaryota; Fungi; Ascomycota; Sordariomycetes; Sordariales; Sordariaceae. The transcript is spliced from 3 exons. Gene Ontology annotation, cellular component: nucleolus; Noc4p-Nop14p complex; small-subunit processome.
AUGGCCGGGUCUCAGCUUAAGAGGCUGAAGGCCUCCCUCAAGGACCAAGGCAUCAUUGGUCCCCAGAAAUCCAAGAAGCAAAAGCGCCAAAACGCCCAGGAUGCGAAGGCUUCCACCGACAAGCGACUCCAGCGCCACGAAGCUCUCGCCAGCAUCAGAGAGCAGUUCAACCCCUUCCAGUUCAAGACCAACGCCAGAGGACCCAAGUUCGAGGUCACCACCAACAAGCCCCAAAAUGACAAAUUGGCCAAGGGCAUCCAGGGCCGUCCCGGACUCGCAAAGGCCACCGCUGAGCAGAGGCGACGGGAAACUCUCUUGGUCGAGAUGCAACGGCGCAACAAGGUCGGCGGUAUUGUCGAUAGACGUUUCGGCGAGGACGACCCCAACAUGACACUGGAGGACAAGAUGAUGGAGCGUUUCGCGCGCGAGCAGAUGAAGAGCCACAAGAAGAACACCGUAUUCGAUUUGGAGGGUUCCGACGACGAGCAAGAACAGGUCACCCUUACACACGCCGGCAAGACUCUCUUUCUUGACGACAUCGAGGCUGGCCGCGACGAUUUCGACGAGGACGUUGAAGAUAUGGAAUCCGACGAUGAGCGUUCCGCCAGAAAGAAGUUCCUCAAGCGCCUGCGUGCUGAGGAGGAGGCCGCGGAAGGUGAAGGAGAGGAUGGACAACCGGAGAGGAAGAAGACCAAGAAGGAAGUCAUGGAGGAGGUUAUCGCCAAGUCAAAGGCCUUCAAAUACGAACGACAAGCCGCCAAAGAGGAGGACGACGAUCUAAGAGUCGAGCUCGACAAGGAACUAGGAGAAGUGCAGUCCCUACUCUUCCAGAUGAAGCCGAAGGAAACAAAGGAACCCAAGGGCCCCGCCGUCAUGUCAGGGAUCGACCUCGAAACGCUCGAGAAGGAAUACAACAUGCGCCUCAAGCAGGCAGCGCGUGAAGCCAGGGCUGAGGUUACCGACAGGACAAAGACCGACGAGGAGAAGGCGGAGGAAGGAGUCAAGCGUCUCAAGGAGAUGGAGGAGAAGCGGCUCAGGCGCAUGCGGGGCGAGAUCGUAUCGGAUGACGAGGAAGAGGAGGAGCAAAAGAAGGGCAAGAAGAAGGGAGACGACCAAGAGGCUCAAGACGAGGCCGAUGAGGACGAGUUCGGCCUCGGCAAGGGUAUCAAGCUACGAAUGACCGCCACCGAGAUGGGCUUGGACGACGAAGAUGAUUUCUUGCUGGAAGACGAUCUUAUCGCUAGCGGCUCUGAGUUGGAUAUGGACGAGGACGAUAUGUCGGAUAUCGACGGAAGCGACGACGAGGACGCCUAUGACCCCGAUGAGGACGAGCUCGUGAACGGUGGUGAGGACGGCGAGUCGAAAGAGGUGGCCACAAAACUUCAAGCUCAGUCAAAAGGCGGCGACGAGGACGGCAUACCCUAUACCUUUACAUGUCCCGAGAGUCACGAGCAGCUACUGGAGAUCUUGGGAAGCCUUCCCGUGACCAAACUUCCAGUGGCCGUCCAGAGGAUCAGAGCUCUCUACCACCCCAAGCUGGACGCAAAGAACAAGGAGCGUCUUGGAAACUUCGCCCAGGCGCUCAUUGAGCAUAUCGCUUACCUUGGCGAAAAGUUCGAGCCCAGCUUAUUCCCUACCAUUGAGAACUUGAUCCGCCACGUCCACUCGCUCGCAAAGACAUUUCCAAUCGAGGUAUCCAAGGCUUACAGGUCACGGCUCGAGGAGAUCAAGGAGGAGCGACCAUUGGCUCUUACUGUCGGCGACCUUAUGCUUCUCACCGCUAUUGGCACAACAUACCCUACUUCUGAUCACUUCCAUCAGGUGGUCACCCCUGCGAUGCUUUCCAUCACCCGUUACUUGGGACAAAAGAUUCCCCAGACACUCGCCGACUACUCGAUCGGCGCUUACCUUUCGAUCCUCGCCCUCCAGUACCAGUCCUUCUCCAAGCGUUACGUACCAGAGUUUAUCAACUUCUGCCUCAACACUCUCUACUCGCUCGCUUCUGAGAAGCCCAAGGAGAAGCUUGGUCUGUUCCCCGUCCACGAGCCCGCUGCUGGUAUCCGUGUCAAGGGUGCCAGCAAGGUGACCGUCAGAAAGCUCAACUGCGGUGACUGCCAGCAGCCGAAGAGCGCUCGCUCCGCCAGCGAGGAGUCCGCUCUCAAGGUUGCCAUCAUCAGCACCAUCACCUCCGUUCUCAGGACCGCUUCCGAGACGUGGUGCAAGCUCCCCGCGUUCUACGAGACCUUCCAGCCCGCCCAGCGUGUCCUCCAGCACCUGACCACCAAGUCCAACGCCGCCCAGCUCCCCGCGGCCCUCGUCAAGCAGCUCAAGGACACAACAACGAGCAUCUCCCGCCUCCUCCAGCUCGCCCAAGUCUCCCGCAGGCCGCUCGAGCUGCACCACCACAAGCCGCUCGCCAUUAAGACGUACGUGCCCAAGUUCGAGGACUCGUUCGACCCCAACAAGCACUACGACCCCGACCGCGAGCGCGCCGAGCUGGCCAAGCUGCGGGCCGAGCACAAGAAGGAGCGCAAGGGCGCGCUCAGGGAGCUCCGCAAGGACGCGGCCUUCAUGCAGCGCGAGAACCUCAAGGUCAAGAAGGCCAAGGACGAGGCGUACGAGAAGAAGUACACGCGCUUGGUGGCGGAGAUCCAGGGAUCGGAAGGCCAGGCGGCGAACGAGUACGCGAGGGAGAAGGCGGCGAGACUCAAGAAGAAGAAGAACGCGAGGUAA